AUGAAGUGGCGUUUCUACCAGGCAUUGCUCCCCCGGGCCAUGGGCUGGCCCGAGCGCAGUCAGACCGAGUCGGUGCACGGAUUCUUGCAGCGCUAUAAGCUGACUGAAGGCUACACGAAUGGUGAGCUGAGCCCGCUGAUGUUGGCCAGUAUUGAAGGGAACGCCGACGUCCUGCGCAAACUCUUGGAGCAAAAGGCAGAUGUGGACGAGCUGCUCCUUUGGAGGCUGCCCGAGGCUCAUAUCACUGGUUCCCGGCUCACUGCAUUGUCUUUGGCAGCGACGCUGUCAACCGGAGAAGUCAUCGAUCUUCUAGUGGAGGGGAAAGCUUCCAUGGAGCUACCUGUGGGCGCUGCUGGCGCAUCUGCGGUCUCGGCAGCUGCAUACUUCGGCAACGCCGGCACUCUGAAGUCGCUGUCGCUGGGCUUGUGGAUGGAGCGUGAGUUGGGAAUGGCACAGUCAACAACCCGAGAACUAGACGAACAAGAGCUUAUUCCGGAUUACGGGCGUGGAGACUUGGGAGGACAGGUGCAGACCGGUGAAGGGGGUAUUCAGAAACUGGGUGCCCAAGCAAGUGGUGCUCAGAGCACACAGGUGCCCGCUCCAGAUCUCAUGAGCCAGCUUGGAGUCCUUUUACAAUCAACGCUGCAGUCGAAUCUGUUGCCUAUGUUAGACGAGGUGCGGAUGACUCAAGCUACGGUUCUAUCUCGGUUGGAUAAGCUGGAAAGUGAGCAAAGGUUGAGCGCGGCAGGAUCGGAGGACCCAAGGGAGCGACGGGCAAAGAGCCCCGGUUCCAGUCAGAGGAGUGUGGGACCAAUGAGGCGACCCGGAUCUUCUCACCGUGAGGUUGAAGCUGUUGGUGAUCAUUUGGCUGGGAUGAAGCUGGAGUCUGGGAUGGCGGAAACGGCGGUGAUGAAGCAUGAGCAUAGCGAGAAGGAAGCUUCGACAGACGAUCCCGCAGCGCAAGUCCCAGUAGGAACCGAGAUCAAGCCACCUCCAUUGCCGGUGACUUUUAAUCACACGCAAGAGCAGAUGAAUCCGCCUAUCGCGCCUAGCGUAGCGAGCAGUAGCCAUCCAAGUCGUGACAAGUACACGCCGGGAGACCGUGUGUGGUGGCAAGUGCCUGCGUUAGCUGAGCCAAAGAAGGACGCGGCGACAUUAGCCGCCGACUGGAUCGCACAGGUUUGUGUUAUCAUGAGUGACAUUUCACCUGGAUCGGGGGAGUGGUUUCAGAUGGUACUUCAAGAGGCUAGGGAUGCUUAUGAGAAGUGGGCUAAAGCACCAGCGAUUGAGAGAGCGCAAAUCAGAGCUGCACCCAGUGUCUAUCUUCAGGAUGCAAAGUUCGCACGCCUUGAGGCCAGAGUUUUCAGCAUGUUGCAUGCCAGUUUGCCCCAAAGCGUGAAAGAUGAGCUGUUAGCGGCUAGAACACUUAAUACCGUUUCAGCGUUGUUCCUGGUAUUGAAAACCUAUCAGCCGGGAGGGCUGCGGGAGCGAGCGCAACUGUUGGAUGCACUUACCAAGCCCGGAGUAGGAUCAAGCGCAAAAGAUUCCGUGGACAAACUCAGAACGUGGCAUCGCCACUUGGUGAGAGCUACUUCCAUGGGAGUCGCGGCUCCUGAUCCGAGCAUCUUGUUGCGCGGGUUGGAUGAUUUGGUUGGAGUGUUGGAGUUCGCUCAGGCGUUGCAGUCAGAAUUCUCCAUGUUGGCUAUCGCAGGUGAUGAGGUUGCCAAAGAGGGGAAUCAUGUAACUUUACACAUGACAUGGAUGAACUCUGGAAAGACCGGACUUCUGGAUUCAGGAGCUUCUACUUGCUUAAGGCGGUUGGUCCGUGACGAGGAUGAGACACUGCUGGUCUCCCGAACGGUGGAGCUCGCAACAGGCACAGCUGAGAUGUUGGUAAACCCAUUCGGUACGCUGCUUGCUAGAGAGGACGUGGAGUGUAUCGUAGCGUUGAAGCCAUUGAUUAGCAUGGGGUGCAAGUGGGAAUGGUCGGAAGACAAGUGCGUCUUGCAUCACCCUCAUAGGGGAGAUAUCAAACUGGAUACCUCAUCGGGUUGCCCUCGAAUGCCGGAAAGCUUAGCGCUGAAGCUGAUUCAGGAUGCUGAGGAAGCGGUGAAGCAGAAAGUGGUUUUUGCUUUGAGGGCAGUACAAAUCCUGCAGGAGUCCUCGCAUUUGGAGGUUGAUGAGGUGUUGGGGAAGUUGGUGGUUGCGAUUCACACAGCAGUGGAGGUAGCAGCACACCUAGGGGCAACAGCUAGGGCCAUGUGGCCCAACCUCGAUGAGGACUUGGUUCAGGAUCUCCAGAGAUGGCCGCGACAGGACUCGAAUGCGGUAAUGUGGAAUAGGAGAAAGCGGAGAGCAGUAGUGAAGACCGGGGGAGUGUUGAUCCAGAUCGGAAAGUGUAAGGAGGAGCGUGCAAUAAAGCAAUACGGCGCAGCUUUAGGAUGGGAAAUCUUGCAGGUCACGGAACAACUCACUGAUCCGCAUGAUUUUCGGUACCUCCUUGAAGUGGUUACCUCUGGGAAGGUUCGGGGGAUAAUCGCGGGAGAUUGUGGCGAAGCUGAAACUUUGACAGCUUUGUAUACCACACUGCUGAUGCAGAUCAACCAUGUGGUUGAGGGUGAGUGUCCCGAGGUGAAGCCUUUCUCCAUCCUUGUGGGGCCUAUGGCACAUGGUUUGCAGAAGUGUUGCGAUCAAGCUGGGUUUCGGCAAGCUAGCUCGGUGGAGUCUUGGAGGCGCGGAGUAGAACUCCUCGCUAGACGGGCAGCGUGUAUUAGUAAGAUGAAGCCGUUCGAUAUGACGGAGCAUGUUAGAGCCGGCCACUGGCCACCGCAUAAUGAUAUCAGCCAGAAGCGGAGAUACGGACUGGUUGCAGUGUUAACGGUUCCAGUGGACAAGCAAGGCAAGCCCGUGUUAGGAGACAAACAGGAGCAGGAUCAGGCGAAGGAGGGUGAUAAAGAUUACGGGCCUGAGCUUUUACCACCUGGCGGGAUUUGGGAUGAUGUGGAGUGGGUUGAGGAGAUGCUGGUUGACAAGGAGGGAGCACAAGCGGAGCAGGCGUGUGAACAGGAUCAACCAGAAGGGGAACAUGCGAGAGAGAUGAGUGAUCAGGGAUUUGAGGGAGAGAUAGAGUUGGAGGUUGACGCGUCAGGUGAAGAAGAUGCCAAGGUCCGGGAUGGGGGGAGCCCAGUGAGUGGCCCCUUGAGCCCGGCAGAUGAGGCAGACGACGAUGAAGGCAUGAAGUUGCAACUUGAAGUUGGAGAGCCCGAAACUGAGGGCGAGGAUCCAGAACAUGAGCAUGCGCAUGGUGGAGAAAAUGACUCAGAGGCAGAUGAUUGUAACGAGGAUUUAGGAAAGUGUGAGCAGUAUGUUCGUCAACUAGAUGAAGCUCAGCUGAGAUUGAGCUCUUUCGCCGAAGAUCGGUUAGCCGCGUGGAUAAGCAGUGAGCCUCGGGAUCUAGGGGAGGGAGAGAGUGACAGUGAAGGAGAGGAGAUGAAACAGAUGAGGGAGCUUUGGGAGAGGAUCGGAAACAUUCAACAUGAGCUCAAGUCACUGACGCAUGAGACAUUGGGUGAAAUCCGCGAGCGCGUAGGCGUAGAGGAAGCUCCGUCUGAAGGGGAAGUUUUUCAAACGCGAGUAGUGGGUUUAGCGGAGGCCUUGGCCAGAUGGGAGGUUUGGGAAGGUCCGGCGCAAGAUGAGCUGAACUCGCUUAUUCUUGAGAAAGGUGCGUUGGUGAAUGUCAGUUGGGCGGAUGUGCGGAAGUGGCGUGAGCGUGGAGUUCGCGUCACCAUACUGCCAUCGAAGCUUGUUUUUUCCAUUAAAGCACCUAAUGCCAGGCACAAGGUGAGAGUAGUGGCAUGCGGAAACAUGGGGCCGCCGAGAGAUGAGAGCAAGCAUGAGUACAAAGAGUCCGUGUUCACCUCGUCACUGGACAUAACACACUUGCGGUCAGCAUUGGCUUUCUCUGCCAAAAGAGGUCAGGAAGUAGCCACGGUAGACGUCAGAACUGCCUUUCUCAACGCUGACUUGCUUCCUCGAUCUAGACAGCUUGCAGAAAAGCUAGCCGAGAGCGGAGAGAGUUGUGAAGGACAAGGUGACAUCCGGGAUUCGGUUCAGGAGUUGGUAGUCCUAACGCCGCCACGGUCUCUCGUACAACGGGGUCUAGUUCGACCUUCCACCCUGUGGAGGGUGGAUAAGGCGAUGUAUGGGCUAGAUACGAGCCCCAGGGACUGGGGUCUUCAUCGAAACUCGGCUUUGAGGGACUUGAGGAUCAUCGUUGGUGAUAGGGAAUUACGACUUUGGCAGUCGUUUGCUGAUGAGAACUUGUGGUUGAUUUCGGAAACGGAGCCGAUUCAGGAUUGGUGUGGACCUCAGGACUGGACGCCUUUAGGACUUCCGGCGAAGAUCCUUGGAUGGGUAGGCGUGUACAUCGAUGACAUGAUUAUUGGAGGUGACAAAGCGGUUGUUCAAGGGGUUCUGGACGCAGUGACGGCUCGGUGGAAAUGCGGGACACCCGAAUGGGUAGGUCAUGAGUCGUCUCGGCCUCUGAGGUUUCUUGGCUUAGAUCUUCAUUGGGGUGAGGGCCGGAACCUUCAUAUUACGCAAACCGCUUACAUCAAAGAGCUCGGAGCCAGAUACCAGGAGCAACUUAGCAGGGUCAAGGCCAGCAACUGUCCGAUGGCCCCGGGGACCGGUGAAAUCGAUGAAGAACCGGAGAAAGAAAUCAGCGACAUACGCAAGGGGCAAAAGAUCUUAGGCGAACUUUUAUGGACAGCGGUUCGUAGUAGACCCGACAUAUCGUUUGCGGUGUCGAAGCUAUCUCAAUGGAUCACGAAGGCACCCCGAAAGGUGUACGACCUAGCACUGCAGACAUUGGCCUACUUGUGUGAUGUGCCCGACGUGGGCUUGGUGUAUGAAGCUGGCGAGCCUGAGAAGCCACAUCCAUGGCAACGGACCUUGAAAGAAAGAUGGAGCAUGAACUUUUAUGAAAUCUUCCAUGUCGAUGGCGUGCACAACGGGGAACCGCAGGACGGGGCCAUAGAUUGGGGCGUCUUCAGUGUGAUUGUCAUUGGCGUGGUAGAUGCUGUGUCAGAUGAGGAGAGAGAAACCGAACCAGCACCAAAUCGUACGGCCUUCGGCCAGCCGCGUAGCCCACUAAUGACUCAGUAUGCUGAUGACGCUAUCGCGGUGUUGGAUCGGGCGGAAGUGGCCUUUGAAGCCAACCAGCGGAGAAUGUUAGGUUUGCCUCCGUACCCUCUCGUUGUUAUCAAUCCAGCCUGGGGGCCAGCUCCCAAUCAGCCGACGGUCAGAGAAUUGAGACGAGGUCAGGCUUCUUGGGGUGGGAUUGCAAGCUCGCUUCAUCACCGGCCGCCUGCCACGGAAAGACGAGACAGCUACCAGUUGGAUCAAGCCCGUUGGGUCCUGAUACGAUGGCAUGUUCGAGGACGAGUCCGGUUGUUUGACCCCACAUCAACACGGAUUCCGAUUGACAUCAGAUGCUUAUCUGGUAGACGGCGAACUCUCAUCAUCAAGAACACCGACGAGCGGGAGAUUGUCGAUGACAACUUCCGAGACCAAGCGCAGCGAUAUCUCCAGAGCGAGUGGGUUGGCCGAACAGAGUUCGAGGUACUGCCCGAUCUGUACAGAGCAUUCGUGAGGGAUCCUGCGGAAGUGGAUUGA
Symbiodinium sp. CCMP2592 is the source of this 5676-nucleotide messenger RNA. The record is from the annotation of a GenBank genome assembly. NCBI's taxonomy places the organism in Eukaryota, Dinophyceae, Suessiales, Symbiodiniaceae.